This is a messenger RNA of Callithrix jacchus (white-tufted-ear marmoset), 4633 nucleotides long. It is a transcript of the gene SIK1, whose product is annotated as salt inducible kinase 1. NCBI's taxonomy places the organism in Eukaryota, Metazoa, Chordata, Mammalia, Primates, Cebidae. Gene Ontology annotation, molecular function: tau-protein kinase activity; ATP binding. The record is from RefSeq and is a predicted model, not a curated record. Gene Ontology annotation, biological process: protein phosphorylation; intracellular signal transduction; microtubule cytoskeleton organization. Gene Ontology annotation, cellular component: cytoplasm.
GGCCGGGCGCCGCGUGCGGCGGAGCGCGGCGGCUCUGGGCUGACAUGCGGCGCGGUCCCGGAGGCGGCAGCAGCGGCAGCGCGAGUGGCCGAUCGGGCGGCUUCCCGGCCUGGGCGCUCCGGGGGCGGCGGAGGUGCGCGGAGCCAUGGUUAUCAUGUCGGAGUUCAGCGCGGACCCGGCGGGUCAGGGCCAGCAGAAGCCCCUCCGGGUGGGUUUUUACGACAUCGAGCGGACCCUCGGCAAAGGCAACUUCGCGGUGGUGAAGCUGGCGCGGCAUCGAGUCACCAAAACGCAGGUUGCAAUAAAAAUAAUUGAUAAAACACGAUUAGAUUCAAGCAACUUGGAGAAAAUCUAUCGUGAGGUUCAGCUAAUGAAGCUUCUGAACCACCCACACAUCAUAAAGCUUUACCAGGUGAUGGAAACAAAGGACAUGCUUUACAUCGUUACCGAAUUUGCUAAAAACGGAGAAAUGUUUGAUUAUCUGACUUCCAACGGGCACCUGAGUGAGAGCGAGGCGCGGAAGAAGUUCUGGCAGAUCCUGUCCGCUGUGGAGUACUGUCACGACCACCACAUCGUCCACCGGGACCUCAAGACGGAGAACCUGCUGCUGGAUGGCAACAUGGACAUCAAGCUGGCAGAUUUUGGAUUUGGGAAUUUCUACAAGUCAGGAGAGCCUCUCUCCACGUGGUGUGGGAGCCCCCCGUAUGCCGCCCCGGAAGUCUUUGAGGGAAAGGAAUAUGAAGGCCCCCAGUUGGACAUCUGGAGCCUGGGCGUGGUGCUGUACGUCCUGGUCUGCGGUUCUCUCCCUUUCGACGGACCCAACCUGCCGACGCUGAGACAGCGGGUGCUGGAGGGCCGCUUCCGCAUCCCCUUCUUCAUGUCUCAAGACUGUGAGAGCCUGAUCCGCCGCAUGCUGGUCGUGGACCCCGCCAGGCGCAUCAGCAUCGCCCAGAUCCGGCAGCACCGGUGGAUGCGGGCCGAGCCCUGCCUGCCGGAGCCCUGCCUGCCGGGGCCUGCCUGCCCUGCCUUCUCUGCGCACAGCUACAGCUCCAACCUUGGUGACUACGACGAGCAGGCUCUGGGCAUCAUGCAGACCCUGGGCGUUGACCGGCAGAGGACGGUGGAGUCACUGCAAAACAGCAGCUAUAACCACUUCGCUGCCAUCUAUUACCUCCUCCUCGAGCGGCUCAAGGAGUAUCGGAAUGCCCAGUGCACCCGCCCUGGGCCUGCCAGGCAGCCGCGGCCUCGGAGCUCGGACCUCAGCGGCUUGGAGGUGCCUCGGGAAGGUUUUUCCGCUGACCCUUUUCGACCCGCCCUGCUGUGCCCGCAGCCGCAGGCCUUGGUGCAGUCCGUCCUGCAGGCCGAGAUGGACUGUGAGCUCCAGGGCUCGCUGCAGUGGCCCCUGUUCUUCCCGGUGGAUGCUGGCUGCAGCGGAGUGUUCCGGCCCCGGCCCCUGUCCCCCAGCAGCCUGCUGGACACGGCCAUCAGUGAGGAGGCCAGGCAGGGGCCGGGCCUCGAGGAAGAGCAGGAUGCUCAGGAGUCCCUGCCUGGCAGCACGGGCCGGAGGCACACCCUGGCCGAGGUCUCCAGCCGCCUAUCCCCACUCACCGCUCCAUGUAUAGUCAUCUCCCCGUCCGCCACAGCGAGUCCUGCAGAGGGUACCAGCUCAGACAGUUGCCUGACCUUCUCCGCGAGCAGAGACCCUAUGGAGCUCAGUGGCACCUCUGCCACUCAGGGGCUGCUGGGCGCCGGCUCCCCAGUCAGGCUGGCCUCGCCCUUUCUGGGGUCGCAGUCUGCCACCCCCGUGCUGCAGGCCCAGGGGGGCUUGGGAGGAGCUGUCCUACUUCCUGUGAGCUUCCAGGAGGGACGGAGGGCGUCGGACACCUCACUGACUCAAGGGCUGAAGGCCUUUCGGCAGCAACUGAGGAAGACCGCGCGGACCAAAGGGUUUCUGGGGCUGAACAAAAUCAAGGGGCUCGCCCGCCAGGUGUGCCAGGCCCCCGCCAGCCGUGCCAGCAGGGGCGGCCUGAGCCCCUUCCACGCCCCUGCACAGAGUCCGGGCCCGCACAGCGGUGCGGCCAGCAGCCGGGAGGGCCGGAGUCUGCUGGAGGAGGUGCUGGAGCAGCAGAGGCUGCUCCAGUUACAGCACCACCCGGCCGCCACGCCCAGCUGCUCACAGGCCCCCCAGCCGAACCCCACCCCAUUUGUGAUCGCCCCCUGUGAUGGCCCUGGGGCCACCCUGCUCCCCAGCACCCUCUUCACGUCAGGGCUCCCGCUGCUGCCACCCCCGCUCCUGCAGGCCGGCGUCUCCCCCGUGACCUCGGCCGCGCAGCUCCUAGACACACAGCUGCAUAUUGGCGCCAGCCCCACUGCCCUCCCUGCUGCGCCCCUGCCUCGCCCGGCCAGGCUGGCCCCAGGCUGUGAGCCCCUGGGGCUGCUGCAGGGGGACUUCGAGAUGGAGGACCUGAGCCCCUGCCCCCUGGGGACCUUUGUCCUGGUGCAGUGAGGGCGGCCCCGAGUCCUGGGAGGACACUGACUGUUCCAAGCAAUAAGUUCAGAGUAGGUGAGGACAUCUGGACUCAAAGCCAAGAACUUUCUAGAAGCAAAACAAGCAAUACGUUAGGGGUUUCGGCUUUUAGUUUAUUUUUGUUUAAUUUUUUUCUUGCACUGAGUGACCUCAACUCUGAGUAAGGACUGGAAACUAAGAAGAAGAUAAUUGAGGGGUGUGUCUUGGGGCGGAGGCAGGGAGGGGAGCAGGGAGGAGGGAGGACGUCUGCAGCUCCGAGGUGUGGGGAUCUCGGCCCCUCUGCAGCUUCGUCGUGGUUGAGAUGAUGACCUCGGACAUCCACGGAAACGAGCGGGCGCGUUGUCUGUCGUCCACGUCUGUGUGUGCGCGCGUGUGUGCGCGUGUGGGCAUUGAUUAGUAUCCGUUUCUUUAGUUAACACUCACCACUUCCUGAUUUAUGCUUUAAUGAAAACUGUGAACCUCUGGCUUCAUGUAUCAGUUUUAAAGCAGCUCUACAUGGUCAGCCCAGGCGAAGAUCAGCUCCAGGUUCUUGGAAUUCUCUCCCCUGAAAUGAAAACCUGGAAGACACUUUUUUCCUGAUUUUAGAUGAGAAGUUUUAUAAACUGCUCAAGAGUUAGUUUUCCAGGACUCUUUAGAGGGACCGCAGGAAGAACCUCAAAGAGGGCAGAGGUGACUUCAAAGUGCUGGGGACUCCGUCCUGAGGGUCACGUGGCCCAGAUUCCCUGGGGCAGAAGCCCAGAAGCUUCUUCCUGCUGCACCUCGCGUUCAGCUGCUGAAGACCUUCAUCCAUUUCAUGGUGGGGUCCGGGAGAACACCUGCCUUGGGUCAGGCUGUGCAGUAGCAGGGGCCGACCGCAGGCCAGGCAGCUAGGAGACACUCGGGGCCCAGGGCCGCCUGCCUGGGCUGGGACCCUCCCGAGAAAUCGCCCGGUCUUUGCCGGGGCUCUUUGGCUUUUUUUUUGUUUCUUUUCUUUUUAAAGCAGACCCUGCACAUGCACCUGCACGGGUGACAGGUAGACACUACUUCGUGGUUGGAGUUUGUACGACACUUUGUGUUCAGGUUUCAGCUUCCCUCACUCAUGGUAAGAAGCGUCCCGGUCAGCACCAGGCGUGCAUUGAAGAAGGGGCCCCAGGGCCUUCCUCCCUCAGUGCUGGGGCGGAGGUGGCAGGAAGGGGCAGCCCUUACCUGAAAGGUUGGGGCGCACCUCUGGCAGGUGGAUUCCGGGAGGUUCCAUCAGCCAGAAGCCUCUGAAAGGCAACAAAGGAAAUGCUGCUCCCACUCGCCCUGAACCCAGCCCAGGUGCCUUCAGCUGCUUCGGCUUCUUACACCCUGCAGUGUUAAACAGAGGCGUUGAGAAAGGGGACAGGCGGGUAUUUUUAAAAGCCAAAGAUUGACCCAGCUACUUGAGGGUAGGGAGGCGGGCCGGUUCUGGAGGCGCGUCCCUGGGCUGCCAGCGCCCACGGGGGCUGCGCCUGGGCUGUGCCGCGGGGAUGCUGGCUGCCCCCGUUCCUGCUGCUACUGCUGCUCUGUGGCUGGGCGAAGGGCUGUCUGGAGGGCAGACCUGGGGCCUCGCCGCAGAGAAAACACCAAAGUCUCCUGUUCACUCAUAGAGAAGUUUUUGGGAUGGGAGAGCACCCAGACCAUCGUGGGCAGCCAGGCCCUUGCCUUCACCUUCACAGAGGUAGCACAAUUGAUUCAACACAAGCCCCUCCGCCUUUCACAAUGAUUGCUGUUGCAAUGCCACAGAUCAAAGGCCUCGGAAACCAUGUGUGUUUCCUCUUCGAAGCAAUGACAAGCACUUUACUUUCAUUGUGGUUUUGUUUUUCUUACUGCUGUAGCACCUCCUGGAGGACGUUAAAGGCCUGUUUUUCCUGUUUUGUUAAGAGUGUGUGAUGUGUGUUUUGUAGAUUUCUUGACAGUGCUGUAUAGACGGCAAUGCGGUAGCCUAUUUAAAGACACUACGUGAUCUGAUUGAGAUGUACAUAGUUUUUUUUACCAUAACUGAAUUAUUUUACCUCUUACGUUAACAUGAGAAACGUAUGCCAAAUGAUUAGUUGAUGUAUGUUUUUUAAUUUAAUAUUUAAAUAAAAUAAUUUGGAAGGAAAA